AUGUCGACUGAAACGAUCCUCAGCUCUCCUUUACUGAGACUACCAGGGGAAAUCCAGACGCGAAUCUUCUCAUAUCUCGAGCCCAAAGGGAUUCAAAAUAUUCUCCUCACUUGUCAGCAACUCUACCAAGUCGGCCUCCCGCUCUCCGUUCAUACGUUCCGCAACUACAAGUACUUGGACGAUGGUGUCUAUGACAAUGACGAGAACCUCACCGUCCGAACCCGCAGCCUCAAGUUUCUUCACUAUAUAACCAUUGCAAAGCCGGAUCUCGCCAGGCAUGUCAAGGAAUUGCUCUUCGGGCAUUAUCCUGCGUGGCACGACGUGGAGGUUGAUGCUUUGGCCAAGCCAGGACCAAGCGAAAUGGGCGUCUAUCGCAGACUGGUCGAAGAAGCCUUUGCGCAUGAAUCUCAUCAAAAGUAUGAGAGGUACUGCAUAAACUUGAUUGAAGACUUGGAAAGGGGCGUCCCAGACGCAGUGAGUGCGCUCAUCUUGAUUGUGUGCUCACGGGUUGAGCUUCUUUGCUACGUCGAGUCAUACCAGCCGCGCCAUUUGGAACGAGUCCUGCAGCUCGCAGGCCGCAACUCCCAGCCAUCUCCUGCCGGUGGGCAAGAGAACAGGAAGCGUCCGCUUGCAAACCUUGAACAAGUGUACCAUGAGUCGCAAGACACAAAAUAUGGAUAUCUUGUCUGGCAUCGCCACGCUGCUUUGCUGUUUCAGCUCCCGAACCUGUCUACUUAUGAGAUUCUCAUGGCUAAUGGCAGCGAGGAGGGAGGACCAUUCUUCGAUGCAUUACCGCCAGGGUCUUCAGCAGUAGAGCACAUCUUUCUACGCAGAAGCGCGAUAUCCCAGGUUCUCAUCCGCCAUCUUUUAUCUCCCGUCAAACAUCUCCGUUCAUUUGAAUUCACGAGGGGUGUAUACCAUAUGUACGACAACGAGAUGAUGCCGCGCGACCUGAUGGAGGCUAUUUUGCCACACGCCGAAACGCUCGAAUAUCUCCAUGUCAACUGGGAGGAUGACUGGUACAAAAAUGGCUGGGCUGAGCAGCCAGAGAGGUUGUUCAUGGGAGUCGAACUUGGAGCCAUGACGGCUUUGAAAACACUGGUGACUGGAAUGCAGGCACUUACGGGGCUGCUUGAUGCGCAGCCAGAGGAUGUCUUUGGCCCGGACCUUCCCCUCGACGUUGAAGGUGCACCAAGGCUGGUGAAUUGUUUGCCUGAGAAUCUGGAAGACCUUGUGAUCCAUGGUUGCGGCAAGGCGAUCUUGGACCAAGCACAGGAAUUUCUCGACGUUGUUUCCCUUGGUGAGCGCUACAAAAGUCUCAGGCGGGUUCGGUUUGCGUUCAACCAGGAGAACAUCGACCCUCAUUUAGUCCAAUUCACUCAUGACUCAUCCUCGGUGAAGCUCGAGGUUGUGUUCCAAACCAAGGAGAAUCGCAUCUUUGACUUGAUAACUCACCUUGUAAAAGGGAGCAUAGUCCUACCUCACAUCUGUUCGCCGCUUUGGGGGCCCAAGUUUAGGGAGCAAUGGCUCGCUAUUCGAGGCAUGGAUGUGGCCAGCGCGACAGUGAAUCAAGGCGUCCAUGAAUUGCCAGGCAUAGAUUUUGAUUUUGAUGCAGAACCCUCAGAGGAUUAA
Messenger RNA from Clonostachys byssicola, 1632 nucleotides. The record is from the annotation of a GenBank genome assembly. NCBI's taxonomy places the organism in Eukaryota, Fungi, Ascomycota, Sordariomycetes, Hypocreales, Bionectriaceae.